Molecule: messenger RNA, 2524 nt
Organism: Phytophthora nicotianae INRA-310
Lineage: Eukaryota; Oomycota; Peronosporomycetes; Peronosporales; Peronosporaceae
Exons: 1
Coding region: 140-2470 (776 amino acids)
Molecular function (GO): carboxypeptidase activity
Source: RefSeq, a predicted model, not a curated record
GUUCGCACCGCUUCGGUUCCAGCAGUUACACUCAUCACAUUGAUUCGCAAACUGAGACUGUGUUCUCUCCACGCGAAAACUUGUCACCAGGGCACUUCGGAAUUCCCGUCACUUAAACCAGGAGCAUUUGAGUCUGGCGAUGGCCCCCUUUCCGUCAAGCAAGAAAACGCGCGGCCCUGUGCUCGCAAAGCCUGCAGACGACGACGACAUCUACGGCACCUUUGACGGCCCUCCACGAUCGCCAGUGUCCAACGAUGCCUCUAGCUCCAGAUUCGGUGCAUUGCUACGUAUCGGUGCCAUCGCUGGCCUAGUCCUGCUGGCUGCAGGAUAUGUAACGAAGUCGACGUCAAGCCCCGUUAGUGUUGGACUCAGCACCCAAGAGCAGUCAAAGUUAAUCACGAACGCGUCCGAAAUCCCGGUCCCUGAUUUCCACCAACAGUUUGUGGACAACGUGAAUGCUCGUAAUAUCCGCGAGUACCUGCACACAUACUCGAGCGUCCCACACAGUUGCGGUACCGAGCAGGACUACAAAACCGCUCUGUUCACUGCCAAGAUGUUUGAGUCGUUCGGAAUCAAAGCCGAAAUCAAAGAGUACUACACGCUCCUAUCGACUCCAGUUCGACGUCACCUGGCAAUCGUGGAGCCUGUAGAGGCUGCUCGCGAGCUGAAUUUAACGGAGGCUUCGGUUCCUGGUGACACGUGCACUAGCGAUGACAGUGCAUUGCCACCAUUCGUGGCGUACGCUGCCACUGGAAACGUCACAUCUUCCAUAGUGUUUGUAAACUUCGGUAAACCAGAUGACUUCGAGUGGCUUAAAGCCAAUAACGUCACACUUGAAGGGAAGAUCGCCCUUGUUAGAUAUGGCGGCAGCUUCCGCGGCCUCAAGGCAAUGGCCGCCGAACAGCACGGUAUGGUCGGUGUGCUGAUCUAUUCGGACCCUAAGGAGGACGGGUUUGUGCAGGGCCCGGUGUACCCGGCUGGUCCGUGGCGUCCUGAGGGAUCAUUUCAACGAGGUUCGCUCACAUACCUCUCAAUGGCUGCCGGUGACCCGACAACGCCAGGUUGGGCCUCUACUGAGGGUAGUUUCCACAUCCGAUACGAAAAGGUGGAGACUAUUCCACACAUUCCAGCGCUGCCGCUAUCGUACGGUCAAGCGCAAUAUAUUCUGCAGUCUUUAGGAGGUAGAGAAGCUCCUGCCUCGUGGCAAGGAGGUCUGUCAUUGCCGAAUGGCUACCGAAUUGGCGACGACGAAGCAACUGUGGUGAACUUGGACAUUGAAAUUGAUAACAAGAUCGGACCAAUCUGGGACGUUAUUGGUACCAUCGAAGGCUCUGAAGAACCGGACGAACUAGUACUGCUGGGUAACCAUCGUGAUGCCUGGGUCUGCGGUGCAAUCGACCCAAACAGCGGCUCUUCUACUCUUCUAGAGAUCGCUCGUGGCUAUGGUGAGCUCCUGAAACAAGGUUGGAAGCCUCGACGUACGCUAAUUCUCGGAUCAUGGGACGGCGAAGAGUAUGGUCUCUUAGGCAGUACCGAGUAUGCCGAGGAAAAUGCUGAACGCUUUAGGAAGCAAGCCGUUGCGUACCUCAACGUGGACUCUAUCAUGGGUCCGUUGGUCAGUGCUAGUGCCAGUCCAGCCAUUGCUGAGUUCCUCUAUCAGACAGCGAAGAGCGUACCGGCAAACAUGUUCCAUGGUAACGAGACGGAGAAGACACUGUACGAGCAAUGGGUCAAGCAAGCAGCAGCUCACCGCGAGUUACUUCACGGAGCUAGCGACGGAACACUUGGCCCUGCACACUUGAUCAACUUCAUGGGGUCUGGUUCAGAUUACACGGCGUUCUAUCAGCAUCUUGGUAUCAUUUCAGCCAACUUGGGCUUCUCAUUGUCGCGUGCUCCGUAUGGAGUUUACCACAGCUCCAUGGAUAGCGUAAGGUAUUCAGAACUGUAUGCAGACCCGAACUACACCACUCACAUCACCACUGCGCAAUGGUGGGGAUUGCUGGGUCUACGACUUGCUGACGACCAGAUUUUGCCAUUCGACUUCACUACGUAUGGGUUUGUGAUGACGGAGGAUCUGGCUGGACUCGAACAGCAAGUUGCUGGACAAGGAGUGGACUUCGGCGAGCUACACAAGGCCAUCGCUCGAUUCACCUCUGGCGCUACCACUUUCCACGCGCAGCUCGCCGCCUUCAUGUCAAAUGAGACUCUCGCUGCUAACUCCGACGCUUUCCACUCGUGGAACGAGAAGCUGGUGCUGUUGGAGCGUCACUUGAUCACUAACGAUGGGCUACCUCAUCGUCCGUGGUACAAACACGUCAUUUUUGGACCCGGAUUUUACGAAGGCUAUGCUGGAGCAGCGUUCCCGGGCAUCUCGGACGCCAUCGCGUUCAACGAUGAUGCUGAUACUAUUCAAAAACAUGUCAACGAAGUGGCUCGCAUUGUGGACGAUGCGGCCACCUACUUGCUGUAAUUGACAUUUUGUCACAUCUAAAAAUGUUAAAACAAGUUGAAGUUGUCAUUAUCU